Molecule: messenger RNA, 3880 nt
Organism: Colossoma macropomum (tambaqui)
Lineage: Eukaryota; Metazoa; Chordata; Actinopteri; Characiformes; Serrasalmidae
Exons: 3
Coding region: 194-3652 (1152 amino acids)
Biological process (GO): regulation of transcription by RNA polymerase II
Molecular function (GO): RNA polymerase II cis-regulatory region sequence-specific DNA binding; DNA-binding transcription factor activity
Source: RefSeq, a predicted model, not a curated record
CAGGGCUAACCGAUUAAAAAGCCCGCAUGCGCAGGUGAUCUCGUAAAUAAAAACACGAUUUGGAAAAAAAGAGGAAAAUGAGCUGAUAAAGUCUGCGGGUUUGGCCGGGACGGCGCGCUGCCGGGUGUUUGAGUGGCUGAGGUCUGAAAGCGUGUCCCAGAAUGUGGUUUAAUCAGUUGGUCGGCUGCGCUGUAUGAGCGAGGUUGCCAUGGAAAUUGUGUUUGAGAAGACGGUGGGGAACGAGGUUGAUGCUGAACUGGAGCUACAGCAAGUUGUUAACACUAUUACUCAACGGACUCAAGGCACCUGUAUUGUUCCAAAGCAUUACAACCUUCAAGAGGAUUCCAGUGAGGAGGAUGAUCUCAACCCAGGACACGUUCUUCAUGAAGGCUCUGGAGAUUGUAUGUGCUGUGUGUGUGGUGAAACUUUUGCUUUCCUCAACAACCUUAUUGAGCACUUCAGUGUGCACAAAGAUGAGGUGCGCUGCCACUUGUGUCAGGUGACGUUCGCUCGCGUAAUCUCACUGGCUUUGCACCUGGAAAAUGCCCAUCCUAAGUACCAUCUUUACUGUAAAAGCUGCAAAAUCAGUUUUCGUAAUACGUGGCAUAUGAACCAACACAUGGAAAAACAUCUCGAAAUGUUUCAAAACUGCAAAGUUGAGGAACCUGAUGACCUGAUGUCACCUUGCUCAAUGAAACAGAAGUCUGUGGAUGAGGAUGUGGAGGAGGUUGUAAUUGAGAAAGAGGAGGUGGAAGUAAAGUACCUGAAGGAGGAGGAGGAGGAAGAGAGGGAGGUUGUAUUGAGAAAGAUGGAGGAGACAAAGGAAAAUGACAGUGAAGCUAACCUUUGGGAGUGUGCACCCAUUGAGGAGGAUAUAAUAAAGGAAGAAGAUGAGGAAAAUAUUGAGAUCAAGGAGGAAAGUGACUCUUCUCUCUUAGACGAUUCAGUAUACUCCCCUGCGAAGGAUCUGAACUCGGAUUCAGAUACAGAUACAGUAUUUUGCAUGUCCUCAGACAGCAAUAGUGAUGUCCCAGUGAAUGGUUUGCCAAGGUUACUUCGCAAAUCAAAAGGUUUAAGGACCAGGAGCAUCCAACAGAGGCAAACUUGUACAAACACUAAUGAGAAGCCAAGAGAGAUGAAGGAAACCAGCACCACAAAGACCACAGACGAGGAUCAAAUCGUGUACACAAUCUUUAGGGAUCAUAAUUACUUUUGCACACAAAGCCUCGGAAAUCCCAGUGGUUCAGAUCAAGCACCUGCAUACAACACUCGCAGUUCCACCAGGUUAAAUACAGACAAUGCUAAAAACAUUAACAGUGAAACUUUACAUGCAUUUAAUAAUAACGAAAACACUAUGGACUCUAAGGAUGACCAGCAGGAGAAGGUUGAGGUUGUGGUGCUUCACACUGUGCCACGGAGAGAGGGCACGAAUCAUAAAGGCAGAGCCAUAUUGCAGGCAACAUAUGAAAAGGUGUUCAAAAUCCAAAAGCUGGGGGAUAAGCCCAGUAACACAGAACAAGAACCCCCUCACAAGUCUUCACUGUCUUCCUCUGCCUCAGCUGCAUUGGAGCCGGUGCAGCUGGAGCUUGACAUCAAGGUGGAGGAUGACAGUGAGGAUAACCUUUGGGAGUGUGCGCCCAUUGAGGAGGAUAUAAUUAAGGAAGAGGAUGAGGAAAAUAUUGAGAUCAAGGAAGAAAGUGACUCUUCACUUCUAGACGAUUCAGUAUACUCCCCGGAGAAGGAUCUGAACUCAGAUUCAGAUUCAGAUACAGCAUCUUGCAUGACCUCAGACAACAACGUCAAUGUCCCAGCGAAUAGUUUGCAAAGAUUACUUCGCAAAUCAAAAGGUUUAAGGACCAGGAAUGUCCAACAGAGACAAACUUGUACAAACACUAAUGAGAAGCCAGUCAGUUCUGUAGAAGUCAUUGCAGGUCCUGAACUUGGCUCAUCUAAUGAGAAACUACUCAGUUCUGGAAAAGUCAGUACAGGUCCUGAACCCAACACAUCUACUGAGAAACCACUCAGUUCUGUAAAACUCCUUGCAGGUCCAGAACCCAGCUCAAUUAAAGGCCCUCAGAUUUGCAGUUCCUGUGGCCUUAGCAAAGUUGCUAGCAUGGAAAAUCUCAUGGAGCGGUGCAAGUGCAUGCCUCUGUUCACAUGUUACAUGUGCGGUGUAACAUGUGGGAGUGAUCAGUUGCUGCAGAAACAUCAGGCUGAGAACCACCCCUUAACCAAGUAUGUCUGCUCAACCUGCCUCUUAGUGUUUCCCAACCAGACCUCUUUCACAAAGCAUGCUUGUUGUACCAGGGUUCCCAGUGGUCAGAUCCCUACACCGGCCAAGAUUGCAAACACUGUCAAAAGUCCCUCUACAAUGAUUCUAAAAUUUGUGCCUUCACCUGCUGUUGGAGUGUCUUCUAAGCAACCGCUCAACAAUGGCUGUAGUCAGGCCAUUCCCUCCCUGAACGUCAUCUACUCCAACAACCUCAUUAACGUUGUUGACGGAUCUCAGAAACAUGGCACAAUGUCUGCUUCCACGAUACCCAUGUUGCCCAACAAUCCAUCCUCUACCCAAGUUAGUGCCACUAUGACAUUAAACAGUGACCAGAAGGUGACGAGUUUGGUUUUUAAUGGGCAGGACCCUGCAACUUCUUUAACUACUUCUACUCAGGCAAAGACUGGACCAGUGCAGGUGUUGAUCCCAGCUUCCUCUUCAGCCAGCAUGAAGCCAACAGAAGUUGUUUUACAAGGUGUUGUCCUGCCUCAGCAGCGCCCGGUUCGUGUCCCUGUCUGUACAUCCCUACCUGUAUCUCUCCCGGCCCCAGCAUCUAUUCAGUCCAAGGUCGCUCUCCGUAUCCCCACAUAUCCCACUACUUCCACAAAAGUUACUGUAUCUUUCUCCCCUACGCCUGUCCAGUUUCCUACACCCAUGCUUGUUUCGACUAGCAGUAUGAAGACACUACCUUCUUCAAGCCAGCGACUUCCAGGAAAUGUCAGACCUGUCACAGUCCCUUUAACACAGUCUGUUCCUGCUCCUGUCUCUAGUGCAGCAUCCACCCAAGCCCAUUUCAUGGCCCCCGUUCAAUCCAGCAUUAACCUUGAGGGUUCUUGCAGCGCCUCUUCCCCAGUCCAACUUCCCCUACCUUCUGAAAACCACCUAAAGAUAGUUGCCAUGUUUGUUAAUCAAAGCCAGGAGCUGGCCCUUCAGAAGCGCCUGCGGCAGAGCUGGCACUCCAAGACCAUCUUCCCGUGCCGCCACUGCGGUGCCAUUGCCAGGCAGCCUUCACUGGGCAUCCGGCACCGCUAUCAGCACCGCGGGCCACGCUUGCAUAGGUGCCAGUGUGGAAGGACCUUCCAGCGGCAGCUGCAUUUGCUACGACAUCAGGUGCAGCACGCUGAAGCCAUGCGGUAUGUGUGUGCAGCUUGCGGACAGACAUUCCAAGGGACUCAUCAUUUGGCCUCCCACAAGCAGAAGGUGCUCUUUAGGUUUAGGCCAUCAAACAUGAAAAAGGGUACCAGACGAGAAUGCAGAAAUGUGUUUCACUGUGACUGUGGACAGGCUUUUGCAAGAUCUUCUGCCUUACUGUGGCAUAUGCUUAAAAACUCCAAAUCCUGCAAACGCUUAAAAAAAAUUGUUGCUGAUUUAGCCACCUAGCUAAACAGGGAUUUUCAGGGACGUUUAUAUAGUAAAAGGACAUUAAAAGUAGUGAAAGACUUACUGAGCACUGCACUGUUUUUUUUCUGUUGGAUUAAGACUAACUAGGCAUUUUGGUUUGGAGAGUUAAUGCUGUGAUAUAGAGACUUAGGUUUGUAUGAUCAUAUUGGUGGUGGGUCUGACUCAUGUAUUACUCUGAAAUUAAAACAGAUUGAUUUUUAAACAAAA